Messenger RNA from Ilyonectria robusta, 280 nucleotides. RefSeq lists its product as uncharacterized. The record is from RefSeq and is a predicted model, not a curated record. The transcript has a single exon. The coding region runs from base 52 to 222 and encodes 56 amino acids. Lineage: Eukaryota; Fungi; Ascomycota; Sordariomycetes; Hypocreales; Nectriaceae.
AUCACUGUUCUACUUUGCAUCACUGCCAUUGGGUUUCACAUCGUGGGGGCCAUGUAUUUUGAAGUUGUGAUGAUAUAUAGUUACAGUCUAUCUGACUCUGACAACCGCGAGGUCGUCCGAUUAGGUCAUUUCAUAAGUCAUCCGUCUAUCUUGGUGGCAUCCCAUCGGCCAUUUUCUAUAAAUGAAUUGAUACAGUUUGAGUCGAGAGAUGGCCAUCUCUGAUACAGGUUGCUGAUGGUUAAAUCUCCAUAGCUGAAGCUCGAUUCCCCUUUGCUGAGUA